Molecule: messenger RNA, 708 nt
Organism: Aspergillus oryzae RIB40
Lineage: Eukaryota; Fungi; Ascomycota; Eurotiomycetes; Eurotiales; Aspergillaceae
Exons: 3
Coding region: 1-708 (235 amino acids)
Source: RefSeq, a predicted model, not a curated record
AUGGACGAAAGCGCGUCUAAUCGUCCGAUAGAUACCCCGGAAGGCUCUGCUGGGGCCGAUGACGCGCAGUCCGGCGCUGCAAAGAAUGCAGCUGUCAAAGACCGGAAGUGUCAAUAUUGUCACCAAGCAUUUACCUCGUCUUCCCUGGGCCGUCACCUCGACCAGUUCCUCUUUAAAAAGAAACCGGACGGUGUCCAUGAUGUCGAGGAAAUCCGGCGCAUUCGAAGUGGCAUCACUCGACGACAGGCUCGCACCUCGUCUGGCAAACGGGACACUCCUGAACGAAUCAUAGGGAAAGGCCAGUUGGAUCCGUAUGCGAGUGACUCAGGUGCGAAGCCACGCGACGGUGUUAGAAUGAUGUUUAACACCCCCACCUGGCAUGCGACUGGUGUUAUCAACGAUAUUCCCAACCCCAGUCAGUCCCACGAUGUUUCCAGCACAUCACGGUUUUCCGCUUCGCAAACUCGGGCCCCUAAGCCCCUCCCUGAUUAUGCGAGCAGAGGCGCUAGCGCCAACAAUCCUGAUACGAUGAGAGCGCUGGAGCUGGCUUUACGGGAAGUACUGGACAAUAUCAAGGCCGCAACUUCAAGAAUGCGCCCUCGAUUGUCUCCAUUCGACUUCGAUAUUCAGUCGCAAACGUUUCCUUCACUCUGUCUGCAACUGCUACCCCCGCCUCCAAGCUUAUUCGCGACUAGCUCUUCGUGCUAA